CUUCUUCAACUUUGUGUUGCGGCCUUUUAGGCUGACCAGAACUUGCAUAACUUUCACUAUUACAUUAUAAUUAAGCAAUAAGGCCAGAGGGGGUGUGGUAUAUGGCUGUUCUUAUUAUUUGUGACGCAACGCAGAGUGCCUGCAUACAGCCCUUCGCCGUGGUAUAUUGGUCAUAUAUCACAAACCCCCGAGGUGCCUUAUUGCCAUUAUAAACAAGUUGCCAACGUAAUUAGAUCAGUAAAAAUACAUGUUUUGUCAUUCCCAUGGCAUAUGUCUUAUACACCACUGCUGUCAGCCAAUCAGCGUUCAGGGCUCGAACCACCCAGUUUAUAAUAUGAUGUAAUGUAUCAUCAUGGGUAGCAUGUGUGUAUGCUAUGUACUUAAAUAUUUAUAUUAGAAAUGUAUUUAGAUUGGUAAAGUGGUGCAGACCCGUUGUCAUUAAAAAAUGUGCAUUUGUAAAGCCCAGCAAAAAUACUUAAGUGAUUGAAAUUAAUGUAGGGGGCUGAGGGGAGGCUUUGUUACUGAAAUCCACAUAGCCAUCCAUAUAAUGAACUUUACCCUCUAGAGUGAAAUUAAGCAUUCAGCAGCAGGCUACUGACAUCUGAAUGAAGUGGGGCAAGCAGCAACCCCACAGACCCGUUGUACCAAUCGGUUUGGUCGUACAGCAUAGAUGGGUUAGCUGACAACGUCACGAAAACGAUGGGCGCGCUUCCAUGCGGCGUGUUGUUGUGAUUCUGGAUGACCAGAUUGCUAGCAAAGCUGACAAGAGACUGCCAUGUGGGAAAUGUAUACUUUAUACCAUCUCUUGUUUUGAGGUGUUUUGAUUGAUUUCAUGUCAAUGUUAAUAUGGCUAAAAUUCGCUAGCUAACUAACCAACAACUGUAACGACGUAUUUGAGAGUCAACAACUGCAAAUUGAUUUAUGUUUUCAACAAAUAUUGUAAACGAAAUAUAGUUUACAUGUUGUCAACUAAAGACAACAACGUCAGUUUUGCCCCAUAGUUGCGCACGUGUCGGUUUUGUUGCUAAAUAGCCAACCCGUCUAUGGAGCCAAUGCGUUCCCAGGAUAGACGUAUAGGAUUAGCCUUCUAAUCUUUGAACAAAGCACCUGCUUCAUACACUGGCCGUGACCGCAAGGUUGACUGGUCACUAAAGUCCAUGCAUUCCAACUGCAAAGGACUCUGGGAGAGUUGCUGAGAACCCCGUUUCAAUCAGGAGCAACUGUAGCUGCCGUGAGGUAUCCAUGGGGACCAGGAGGGUGCUGGUGACAGGCUGUUCCUCUGGGAUCGGGAUGGCUGUGGCUGUAAGACUGGCCAAGGAGAAGGGAUUCAAAGUGGUUGCCACCAUGAGGGACCUAGAGAAGCGGGGACCCCUGGAGAGAGUGGCUGGGGACACCCUGAACAGAUCCCUGGAGAUCAGACAGUUGGAUGCCUGCUGUGAAGACUCCAUCAGAGAGUGUGUGGACAGCCUGCAAGACAGACAGGUGGAUGUACUCGUGAGUAAUGCAGGUGUAGGCAUGAUUGGGCCGUUGGAGUGUCAAAGUAUGUCUGACAUGCAGGGGCUCUUCGACACCAACUUCUUUGGCUUGGUGCGGCUGGUGAAGGAGGUCCUGCCUGAUAUGAAGCGACGUCGAAGCGGACAUAUUGUGGUGAUGAGCAGCAUCAUGGGCAUUCAGGGGCUACUCUUCAAUGAUGUCUACUCUGCUUCAAAGUUUGCUGUGGAGGGGUUCUGUGAGAGUCUAGCAGUACAAGCCAUGAAGUUCAGUGUGAAAAUGACACUAGUGGAGCCUGGUCCGGUGGGGACAGAGUUUGAGAGGAAGGUGUACGAGGACGCUGAGAAGAUGGACCUCGCGGGGGUAGACGAGGAGACUGCUAGGAUCUUCCGUGAGAUCUACCUGCCCUACUCUAGGAAGGUGUUCAACUCUCUCGCACAGACACCCGAGGAAAUAGCAGAGCAAACACUUCAACUGAUCACAGCGAAGGAGCCUCCGUUUCGCCACCAGACCAACCGUGUGUACAUGCCCAUGACUGCCCUGAAGCACGCAGACCCUACCGGUCGUCUACCCCUGGACACCUUUUAUAAGCUGUUGUUCAAGCACGACAGUCUAUUCACUGCCAGUCUGGGGCUGCUGCGCAUGUUGCAGAGGGCAGGGAAGAGCUCCAAAUGAGCAGAAGGUUGGAGAGACAGAGUGAAUAACCUAGUGAGGAGAGAUAGGGGGAUAGAGAGAGCAGAAGGUUGGAGAGACAGAGUGAAUAACCUAGUGAGGAGAGAUAGGGGGAUAGAGAGAGCAGAAGGUUGGAGAGACAGAGUGAAUAACCUAGUGAGGAGAGAUAGGGGGAUAGAGAGAGCAGAAGGUUGGAGAGACAGAGUGAAUAACCUGGUGAGGAGAGAUAGGGGGAUAGAGAGAGCAGAAGGUUGGAGAGACAGAGUGAAUAACCUGGUGAGGAGAGAUAGGGGGAUAGAGAGAGCAGAAGGUUGGAGAGACAGAGUGAAUAACCUGGUGAGGAGAGAUAUGGGGAUAGAGAGAGCAGAAGGUUGGAGAGACAGAGUGAAUAACCUAGUGAGGAGAGAUAGGGGGAUAGAGAGAGCAGAAGGUUGGAGAGACAGAGUGAAUAACCUGGUGAGGAGAGAUAGGGGGAUAGAGAGAGCAGAAGGUUGGAGAGACAGAGUGAAUAACCUGGUGAGGAGAGAUAGGGGGAUAGAGAGAGCAGAAGGUUGGAGAGACAGAGUGAAUAACCUGGUGAGGAGAGAUAGGGGGAUAGAGAGAGCAGAAGGUUGGAGAGACAGAGUGAAUAACCUGGUGAGGAGAGAUAGGGGGAUAGAGAGAGCAGAAGGUUGGAGAGACAGAGUGAAUAACCUGGUGAGGAGAGAUAGGGGGAUAGAGAGAGCAGAAGGUUGGAGAGACAGAGUGAAUAACCUGGUGAGGAGAGAUAUGGGGAUAGAGAGAGCAGAAGGAGUGAGUCAUUGAGUGACUCCAUUCUGCAGUGCACAAGCCCCCUUUUCUUUUCUGCUAGUCAUGUUUGUGUAUAGAAACAACAAAAGAUUACUGUUGAGACCUUCCUGAUAGAUCCUUAGUAAAAGAUGCACGCCUCAGACCAACACGAUUCCUUAUGAACAUUCUCUAACCAGUCCUUAAACUAUCAAUGACUGUGCUCAACAAAGAUGAGACUUUGACAAGUUAAGGACUGAUGUUUGUUGUCCUCUAAUCAAACCCGAUAACCUCGCCGUACGGACUAAGGGUUCAGUGUGUCUCAGAAAUCUGGACUCCUUCAACUGUUCCUUCAGCUUUUAGAGGAUAUUAGUGUGUUACUACUGUAUUUUAACAGUGUAAUGAAGGUUUACGGUAAGAUUGGCAACACUUCAAUAAAACGAGACAGAGCUUU
Molecule: messenger RNA, 3382 nt
Organism: Oncorhynchus keta (chum salmon)
Lineage: Eukaryota; Metazoa; Chordata; Actinopteri; Salmoniformes; Salmonidae
Product: retinol dehydrogenase 8
Exons: 8
Coding region: 1243-2166 (307 amino acids)
Biological process (GO): estrogen biosynthetic process
Cellular component (GO): cytoplasm
Molecular function (GO): estradiol 17-beta-dehydrogenase [NAD(P)+] activity
Source: RefSeq, a predicted model, not a curated record